This is a messenger RNA of Musa acuminata AAA Group (dessert banana), 799 nucleotides long. Its product is annotated as protein S40-4-like. The transcript has a single exon. The coding region runs from base 124 to 642 and encodes 172 amino acids. The record is from RefSeq and is a predicted model, not a curated record. Lineage: Eukaryota; Viridiplantae; Streptophyta; Magnoliopsida; Zingiberales; Musaceae.
CCCCUCCGACACGGAGCGAAGCCGCGUCCUUGUAGUUUCUGAUCCGCUUUCCCGGUCAGAGUUCGGGAAGUCGCGAGCGAGUCGGUCUUCUCUUUUACUUGGGGAGCACAGGGAAGGAGAAGAAUGGCAGGGAGAAGCCACCACCGCCCCACCAAGCACGCGGCGCACCGCCUCUUUUCCGAGUCGGCGUCCACCGGUUUCCAAGACUCGGACGAGUUCACUGAGUCGGACGUCUGGGGAUGCCCCGUCGAGCCGGCCCCCAGCCAGGCCGAGCCCGGCGGCCGGGCGAUCCCCUCCUUCCGCCCGUCCGCCCGUGGCAGGAAGGCCGACGGCCAGAGGGGAGACCGCGUCCCCCCCGCCUCCCUGCCGGUAAACAUACCCGAUUGGUCCAAGAUCCUCGGCAACUGCGCCAACAGCCACGGCAAGAACAGCAGCGGUCUCUGGGAGGAGGAGGAGGAGGAGGAGGAGGCAAUCGACGGCGACGAGCUGGACGGCCGGCGGAUGGUCCCGCCGCACGAGCUGCUGUGGCGGAGCCGGGCGGCGUCGAUGUCGGUCCACGAGGGGAUCGGGCGGACCCUCAAGGGCCGGGACCUGAGUCGGGUUCGCAACGCCGUGUGGCAGAUCACCGGCUUCGAAGACUGACCGCCCCUUCACCACCGCUGAUCCCUUCUCGUUACACUCCACCUUUUUGGUCAAGCAAAGAGAGAAACCGAGAGGAAUUUUUUUGUUUCUUGUAGUCCAUAUGGAUUCACCUCCAUAUGUUCUUUCGUCUUGAAAAUUAGCUUCUUUUUUUGUGAUC